AUGGCCCUCCUGCUGGGUAGGCCCAGCACCCCCACCGAUGGCAGCGAGGAGAGCGGCAGCAGGUACUACUCCUACGACGUCGACUUUGGCUGGCGUCCGCCAUCUUCUUCGCCUGCUGCGACCCCUUCGUCCACUUCCACUACACCCUCCUCGACUUCCGCGGUAUCAAGUUUCAACGCCUACCCGUUCGAAGGCACAUCACGGCAUGGCCGCCUCCAACCGAUUGCCUCUUCGUCAUCUUCUACAUCCUCCACUUCUCCUCUACGAACGGCCGGAGAUGAGCAGCUGCUCUACACCAGCAGAGCGCCCAACGGCCCUGCUUGCCCAUCCACUACUCUCCCGACCAGUACUACUUCGGCCUCGCCAUCCACCUCGCCCACCGCUACUUCCACUACGCCCCCGACCGCCGCGCCCAACAACGCCUUCGGCUUCGACGUGCCCUACUACCUCCACCUGCCUCGUCCGUCGUUGCCCUCGUUCGAGCCCAUGCUGCCGACCACUGUGGUGGGGUUCUCUCCCUCCUUCUCAUCUUCGAUCUCGCCCAUCGCUACGACUUCAUCGUCGGCCACGGCUCAGUCCCCUCACCUGAUGCCCAUCGAGACCACCACCGAUCUCUUCAGCCGCACGUCGUGGCCCUCCGUCUCGUUCUCGUCGCUGCCCGAUGUCUUCAGGCCCUCCAUCCUCUUCGCGCCCUCUUCGGCUUCGUCUGGCUAUGCGCGCGGGGAUUCGGCCUCGUCGUCGACCUCGUCGUCUUUUUCCUCGUCGCCGCCCACGCAGAUGCCCGCCAGCCUGGCCUGGUCGCCCACGGCCUGGCGCCCGUCCUCGCCCGGCACCUCGCCCGACUCAUCAUCCGCCUCUUCUUCGUUUUCGCUGCCCGAGAUGUCCGCCUCUGCCACCGCCACCACAUCGCUGGACGCGGCGGCCGCGGUGGCAGCGGCCCGAACGCGACGCAAGCGGUCCUUAUCAUCAGCGACGGCGGCCGAGUCGAGCGGCCGCGAGGAGCGCAAGCGAGAGCAGAAGAAGCCGCGGCACCAGCAGCAACAACAGCCGGCCUCGGCCUCGGCCCAGCAGAUGCAUCAAUCCCAGAGGCAGUCGUCGUCGUCGUCGACGCGCAAGCCGAUCCUGCGGCGCAAGAUGGAGGAGGAGUACUAUCACUACCUCAAGGAGAAGCUCAGCCGCAUGGAGACCACGCGCAAGAAGCGGGAGCAGGCGGGACUCGAUACGAUGAGUUCCACUUCGUGUCCGGUGUCAAUGUCGUCGUCGCCCGAGUCCAGCGAUCUGUCGUUAAGGUCGUCGCCCGAGAUGCACUCACACGAACUGGUGGCGAUAGACGAGCUGCGCAAGGAGGAGGAGCAGCUGUACGUGAGCGGCACGGCGAUGGAGUGUUUCCGCCACUUCUACGAGAAGAUAAGCUCGUUCCUGGUGGUAGAGAAUGUGGAGUUGGCCAACGAGGAGUGGCUCAAGUCCGUUCUCAGGAGCAUCGUCUGCCAGGUGACACCGUUCGCGCUCAAGAUCAACGCCAUCCUGGCUUUCGGUGCCUUGAUCAGCGGCCAGCGCCAUUGGGCGGACAUCUUCUUCGAUAAAUGGCGGCGGCUGCUGACCGAGUUCUUCGACUCGUCAGACUACGAGGUCGCAGAAGGCACGCCCCCACCACGCAGGCAAGCCAGGCGCUCGCUUUCGGAGAUUAUCGGCUAA
Molecule: messenger RNA, 1695 nt
Organism: Acanthamoeba castellanii str. Neff
Lineage: Eukaryota; Discosea; Longamoebia; Acanthamoebidae
Exons: 4
Coding region: 1-1695 (564 amino acids)
Source: RefSeq, a predicted model, not a curated record